This is a messenger RNA of Panonychus citri (citrus red mite), 604 nucleotides long. RefSeq lists its product as uncharacterized. The coding region runs from base 111 to 533 and encodes 140 amino acids. NCBI's taxonomy places the organism in Eukaryota, Metazoa, Arthropoda, Arachnida, Trombidiformes, Tetranychidae. The record is from RefSeq and is a predicted model, not a curated record. The transcript is spliced from 2 exons.
UCUGAUUAUUGUUAAUCAUCAAAGUAACAAUUUAAUUAGAAGAGAAUCAGUUAAUAGUACUGAGUUAAUUUCUAUUUUUUCAGUUGAAACAUUGAAACAAAACAAUAAACAUGAUUAACAAAUUGAUUGUUGCCACUCUCUUAAUUCUAGGAUUCACUUUGACUCAAUGUAAAGUGGAUGAAAUUGAUUUUAUCAAUGAGAUGACAAGAGAAUACAGUCCAUCCUUGGUCGCUGAGAUGCUUGUUGAGCGAAUUCAACUUCGAUCUUCCGAAAUCAAAAGAAUCAAUUCUUCCAGCGAAAUAAGUGAUCAACAUCAUACUCUUUGCUCGGUUAUACUUUCGACAUUCGAUGUUCUUCUAGAAGAUAUCAAACGAUGGGAGAAAUGUCCAGUUCUUUGUGGUAACUCUGAGUUUUCCAGGAAAUCGAAAUAUUUUACUGGUCGAUAUAAACUGUUGAUUGAUAUUUUCAAUCGAGAGUCUAAAUCAUUGUACGUUCCUUUGAUUGGACGUGCAAAGUACUUUCUCUCUUAUUAAAUGAUUAUUCAUAUUCGAUUAUUAUAUUGACAGAUUAAUAAAAAUAAAAUGGAUUUUAAAGCAACAAAAAA